AUGUCGCCGUCGAUCGCAGUGCGCCGGGUAUCGUGCGUUUGCGCCGCUGUCGCCAUUAUGACCGGCGCGGUCUCGUCCCUGCCGGCGACACAACUCCAGCGGCCGCAGCGUGAAAACGGUCCCACGGCCGCCGGCGGGGGAUCCGGCGUGGUCGCGUGGUCGGCGUUGGCCGGCUGUUUCGAUCCGCACUCUACCGAACCGGCCACGGUGUGCUUAAAGUCCAAAGCGCUGACCGCCCUGACCCGUACGCUCCGCAAGUCCACCGUGGACAUCGCGAACGGCGUGUCACUGGCCGCCCGCGCGGACGCACCUUUGGCCGACCCGCCGACCGAAGAGGCCGACCGCGCUGCCUUGGACGCCGCCGAGGGCCCGGAACAAAAGAACGCGCUGCUGGACCGCAUGAUCGGCGACCGGUUGGACGCGCUCGUGUCUACCAAAGCGAUAGUUUUGGACGGACCGACCGGACAAGAAGGUGAGUGGUUUCGUUGCGACCGAGGUCAGCGACUGCAACUGCAGUAGUUAAUUAUUACUGCACGGACGGUACGCUUUUCGAACGACGACCCUAGUGACGGACAAAUAAUUUUGUCAUGAUACAAUAAUACCACACGGUACAUAAACUUUUUUUUUUAUAACCGUGCAAACAUAAUAUAAUAUAAUAUGGGGUGAUUUUUUGAGCAUACUCAUUACGUUUUAACGGUUAAAUUAUUCAUUAAUUCAUCUUCUAAUUUCUUAUAAUCUUUAAGUGCAGUGAACGAUGAUAGUUUCACAACAUUUAAGGAGCAUCCUGAAAAAUACUUUGGUUUUUCAAAUUAGAACUUACAUGUUUGGACGCAAAUUAUCAAUCGGAUUAUUUUCUUGAAAAUGUUAAGGUAUUUUAAUCGAAAUUCGAACGAUAAGUUACUGAGUUCUUCUCAAGGAAAAUUGACUUUAAUGGGAUUGGACACCGACUGUUUCAUAGGAACUGUGUAUAGUAAGUUUUCUUGUUUUGAAUUGUGCAGUUAUUAUCCUUUAAUAUUAGUAGAACAACUCAGAAACUUCGUUCAAAUUUUGAUUAAAAUACUGUUCAGAAAAAUCAUCUGGUUGACAAGUUGCACUAAAAAAAUAUAGGUUCUCAUUUGUAAAAUCAAAGUAGUUAUUGCCACAGGACACUCCUCAAGUGUUGCGAAAAAUCUAAGUAUUGGAAAAUAUCAUUUUUCAUCAUAGUUAAAAAAUCCACACAGCAAAAUUUGUAUUUGUGCGUAUUUUAACUUUACAAAUAUGGUAAGCAUUUUUGAAAAAACACCCUGUAUUUUAUUGUAACUAAAUAACGAGGUGAUGAAGGGGAUAUAUACACCUCAUCCCCCUCCCGUUUGAAGGAACCUGGACGACCCUAAUGGCCCGUACGUUUGAUAUAAACAGUUUUCAUUUUUAAUAAACAUACGUCUUAUAGAUAAUAUCGAAGUUUACUUUAACUUUGGGCGUCGGGCUAAAUUUAUCCAAAUUACACCGUACAAUAUUACUGCCUAUAUAUUACGCAAACCGUAUCAAUUUAAACAUCAAAACCACCACAGGACGUACGUCGACGAACGCAAAAGUUUUUUUUCCAGAAAAAUGUUGAGUGAUAAAUAAUAUUAGGGUUAUAACAACUACGGUCCUAGUAACUUAUAGAUUAUAAAUGACAGUGGUUUAAGUGGGAGAAACUUCGAAAGCGGGAUUGCGUUUAUCGAAAACGAGGGGUGUUCCCGAAAACUAACUAAACCUAAACAAAUUUUCACGAAACUCAUCAUGGAGACAAUAGACUUCUGAAAUGUUUUUCUCUCGCGCACAUUUGUUCAUAAAAAUGUUAUACUCAAUGGGUUUAAAAAUAAAUUGAGCCCCUUUCAAAUAUUAUCCUACGCUUAUGUCAGCCUCACUAAAACUACAUUAAAAUAUAGCUUUAUCACGUAUUAUUUACUAAUUUAUUAUGAUUUAAUUUAUUUUUUUACACGACUUCAAAUUUUAGAUUCUAAGCGGAGCGAAGAAGCUUAUAGUUUUACAAAGAUGUUUUUUUUUUUUUUUUUAUUUGUGAACAACUUUCCUAUCAGAUGACCUGCUCAGAUUUAUAAGUGUAGCGCCUUUUCUGAAAGUAAAUCGGCGCGGGGAAGUACUUUAAACAGAUCAUUUUUCGAUUUUUAUUCCGGAGUUUUCUCAUCAAAUUUGAAAAACACAAAAAAAAAAUGGGAAUAUGUACGAAAUAUAUUACUGAAAUAUUACGAUUUUUACUUCCUGUGCACAACUUUUCUACCAGCAAUUUUCCUCCAACUUAUAAUGAUAGCAAUGUUUCUAAAAGGAAAUAUCACUAGGGAGGUACUUUAAACAGGUCAUUUUUCGAUUUUCUCAUCAAAAUUGAAAAACGAAAAAAAGCCGGAGGAAAAAUGGGAAAAUAUUAGAAACGUAGGUAUUAGUUAAAAUGUAUCGUAAUACAUUUAUAGGCCUUCUUUUUUCCUGUGAACAACUUUUCUACGAGUAAUUUUCCUCCAAUUUAUAAUGAUAGAAUUUAUGUACAGAUUAUCAGCGUGAGUAAAAAUGUAUCUAUUACCCUGGUUACUGAGUAUGGGCCGGGUAGAAAUUUAGUAUUACGACUGGUACCGGGUAAUAGUCGAGACUUAAAUAUGACAUCGAGUACUCGGCCAUCGUACCCAAAACAUCUUUAAAAAUAACGAAACCGUUUUUUCCGUAAAUUUUCACGUUCCCAUUUACGUUUUUCCCGGUUUCGCCGGACUAUUAGGACGACUACACGGGCAAUCAAAACACGGCUUUCUUAUUUACCGAAAUUCAACAGGAAAGGUUUCUUGUCGUUUUUCGAUUGGAGUGAGAUUUCUAGCGGAAAAUAGAAAUCGUUUAAAUCCGUAAAAUAAUGAAAUCGUUAACGCCGCGGCGUGUCGUCAAUAUUCAUUCGUUUUUCCUGCAUGCCCCGUUCCGAUUUUUCGCCACAAUAGGAGUGAAAAAAAUAACCUCACCGGCCAGACCCUGAACGCGACCAAAAAGGUCACUGGUCGUUUUUGCCAUCGGAACGAAGUUUCUCCGGUAGAAACGUAAAAUCGUUUUCCACGGCACACGACACACGAUUUUCUUCUCGGCAAAUGCGGGUUGUCGAUCGUCCCGUGUGACGAAAUGCAAUAUUAUUGUUAUUAUACCGUGAAAAUAAUACAUUUUUCGGUUUUGUUUUUCCCGGUCAGGUCGCGGCAGGAGAAAGCAACAGAAGACCAUGCGCCAGGCCGUGAUGAUGGCCAGCGUGAUGAUGAUGGCCGUCUUGGGACCGAUGGCUUUCAGCGUUAUCGCCUUGUUGGCCGGCAAAGCGCUGUUGGUCAGCAAAAUCGCGCUGGUCCUGUCCGGUCUGAUAGCGCUCAAGAAACUUUUCCAGACGGAACAGGGCAGCGGUCACUCGGUCGAAACGAUUCCGCAUUACUACGACCGUAACUUGGACGUCGACGCUCACGCAAUGGCGUACCUCGGCCAACAGCAGCUGUAUAACAGUUGA
Molecule: messenger RNA, 3499 nt
Organism: Cinara cedri
Lineage: Eukaryota; Metazoa; Arthropoda; Insecta; Hemiptera; Aphididae
Source: the annotation of a GenBank genome assembly